AUGCAGUGCUAUACCUUCAUUCGCACAUGGCUGCAACUUAGAAAGAACGGAUGCAGCAACCCAGCAGCAACAGCAGCAGCGCGCUCCUUCGCUUACCCUCCUCUUGCUGCCGAUGAAGACGCAGCAGCAGCAGCAGCAGCAGCAGGAGCAGGAGCAGCAGCAGGAUUAGGAUCGGGGCUGCAGGAGGAGCAGCAGCAGCCGCUUCCGAGGCGCAGCAGAUGGAAGCAGCUGCUGCUGCUGUGCUGGCGUUUGCCUUUGCUGAGAUAUCUCUGUUAUUCUUUAUCUAUUGCUACGUGGAUUCUUAUUCCCCUCAGCUUCAAUCAUUAUACUGUCGAUGUGCUGCUGGCGUUAAUGUUUGGGUUUCUAUGGUGGGUUGCUUAUCACCUUAUUCUUACUAUUGAGCUCGUGAAUAAGAGCAGCAAGACUGCUGCUGCUGCUGCUGCAGCAGCAGCAGCAGCAAAUGCUGCUGAUAAUGAUACCAAAAUGCUGCAGGAACAACCGCAUCAACGCUCAGGCUGCUGCUGUUGCCAGCAGCGAAGACACCAAGCAGCAGCAGCAGCAGCAGCAGCAGCAACAUCAGCGGCUCCCCUAGAGAACAACAACCCCAUUAACAACCUCGCGCACCCUGUGCAGCCAGUAGUAGCAGCAGCAGAAGGAGAAGCAUCAGCAGCAACAGCAGUCCUGAACAUCAGCAACAGCAUACAGCGGGACACUGCGCAGGAGACCGGCUCCAGCUUAGAAGAGCUGCAGCACGAUGCAGCAGCAGCAGCAGCAGCAGCAGCAGCAGAUUCCCCGCCAGACAGAGCAAUUAUGUGCUGGAAGAAUGAGGAGAAUGGUGGCAGCAGCAGCAGCAGCAGAGGUGUAGCAGGGCAUACAGGCAACAGCCCCAAGGGGUUCUGCUGCAGCUGCGGGUCUUCUUGCUGCUGCUGCUGCUGCCGCUGCUGCUGCUAUCCUGGGGACUUCAGCGCAUUCAAUUUGCACUGGGUGCUAGAGUUCCCUAUUCUACAGCCUUUUAGCUGGUGCAUCCGCAAGCUAGAAGGCAUCUAA
Eimeria acervulina is the source of this 1047-nucleotide messenger RNA. RefSeq lists its product as hypothetical. The record is from RefSeq and is a predicted model, not a curated record. NCBI's taxonomy places the organism in Eukaryota, Apicomplexa, Conoidasida, Eucoccidiorida, Eimeriidae. The transcript has a single exon. Bases 1 to 1047 code for a protein of 348 amino acids.